Molecule: messenger RNA, 582 nt
Organism: Ornithodoros turicata
Lineage: Eukaryota; Metazoa; Arthropoda; Arachnida; Ixodida; Argasidae
Exons: 5
Coding region: 153-389 (78 amino acids)
Source: RefSeq, a predicted model, not a curated record
AGCAUAUACACUCUGCCAGGGGAUGUAGCGGGCAUGUGGAAGGAACAAGUGGAAAUUGCUGUGUGCUGUCGAAGUGCUGUGCGUCCGCCACAUGUACAGAGUGCACGUCAUGAACCCCUAAGAAAGAGGAACAGGAACACGGCCGGUGCAAAAUGGGUAAAACGGUGCUACUUCACAUUGGCUGCGUCUCAGUCCGCCUCUGUUACCACAAGUAUCCAUUUCAACUAAACGACACAGAGGCCUCUUCGAAGCAGUUAGCUGACUGCAUACGGAACGCAAUAUUGAUGUUUGCAAAGAUGGGCGAGAAAUACCUUCAACGUGCAAACAUUACUAUGGAGAAUUUCCGUAGUAGCAUACACGACAUUGAGAAAUGCGAUGCCGUCUCGUAGGCAUCGAGGAGGUCAGAGAGUACGAAAACUUUCACGGAUCAUACACAGAUUCCCGUCAUAGCUGGGUACGGGUCCUUGACAAAAGUUUGCGGAACACGCGAGCUGUGCAUUUUUCACCUCGGUGCGGCACCCUAGAGGCAAGUGGAAGGUGGUGAAAAUCAGUAAUUUCCCAUGACUGGCCGAGCAAUGUCUA